Messenger RNA from Arabis nemorensis, 405 nucleotides. Lineage: Eukaryota; Viridiplantae; Streptophyta; Magnoliopsida; Brassicales; Brassicaceae. The record is from the annotation of a GenBank genome assembly.
AUGACGGGAAAAGGAGCGAAAGGUCUGAUAAUGGGGAAACCCAGCGGCAACGAGAAGGACAAGGACAAGAAGAAACCAACUACUCGCUCUUCUCGUGCUGGUCUCCAGUUUCCAGUGGGAAGAGUCCAUAGACUUUUGAAAGGAAGGUCAACUGCUCAUGGACGCGUUGGUGCAACCGCUGCGGUUUACACAGCCGCCAUUUUGGAGUAUCUAACCGCAGAAGUCUUGGAGCUGGCUGGUAACGCGAGCAAGGAUCUGAAAGUGAAGCGUAUCACACCGAGGCAUUUGCAGCUAGCUAUCCGUGGUGACGAGGAGCUCGAUACUCUCAUCAAAGGAACUAUUGCUGGUGGUGGAGUCAUUCCACAUAUUCACAAGUCUCUCAUCAACAAAUCUGGCAAAGAGUAG